CCUGUAGCGAUUUCUUGCAGAAAUGCUAGUGAGGGUACUGCUUUAGCGCAGAAGUGUGUUAUGUCCAUGUUAGAGAGGUGAAUGAAUUUGUUUCCAUGUGUAAUAUACACACAGCACGAAAGGAAAGGCAAACACUCCAGAUCUGAUCGUCACUAAACGAACGACUACUAGUAAUCUACUAUUAAGUGUCACAUGAUGUGGCAGCGUUUGGACUCUAGGUACGUAACACCUGCUAGUGGCGCCUUUGUCGGAGCUUUGGCGGUUUGUGGCUCGUGUUGAGUAGCAACCAAUAGACUUCAACAGACAUCAACUGUAUAAACAGGAGACAUCACUGUUUUAUUCUGUUGGGUGCGUGUGGGGGGCAAGGCUGCCAAACGAAUCGGCGUUUCCGGCGAGGAUAUUACCUCAUGCACAUCGCUCACAGGCAGUCGACUGGCGUUUGACUUGCUGCUCUACGGCUUUAUUACAUCGUUUUACUGACUCACUGCCAUCGCUAUUCAAGAGGAGUGUUUGUUUGUUGUUAUUACGAAAUUCUAGAUUCUCUAACAAAGAUGCCUUGGCUAGUCUAUUGGGCUUUCUCAGUCAUUGUGUGUUUCUUGGCGAUUUGCUGGACGUGCUGGUCUCGUUCCAACAACAGUUUGAGACGUGACGCGCGUGCCAAGCGUAUGCCAUUGGUUGUAUUGGAUGAAAAUUUACAUUGCCUUGACGGGAAGUCAGACUUUGUUUCAUCUGAACUUUCAAUCCAAACAAGAGAAGUAAGAGACAGCAGCCAUGAGAACGCUGUCUGUGGUAAAACCACAGAGAGGUUGAGAACCAAUGGUUCAGCCACAAGGCGUGACCAACAAUUGCACCGCCUUGAAAUCAUUGGUCAAAACAGAGGAAAGUGCAGCAAAUCGUCAUUGCAUUGCUUAGAGGAACUUCCACAGCAAGCGCUCCCAGAAGACAAAAGCACAACAGAAAAGGAGGUGAAUAAACAGGGGCAAAGUGGAGGUCACCUAACAGGAAGAUAUUUGACUGACAAAUUGAACUAUAGAGUCGAAACUGACAGCAUUGCAGCAAUCUAUCAAAGAUCAAGCUCGAGUCUAGAAGCCAUGCGUCUAUUUGGACAGCAGGGAGCACAUACAAGAGAUUAUUUGAUUGAAUGUGGACAUGAGAACACAAUAAGAGUUGACAGUACCAUUAGAGACAGCUGUUCCUUGCACAUUAGUGGUGAUUUGGGGUCAAAGUCAGAGUCUUGCAAUGACUGCAAGGUGCUUGUGACAGCAAGAUUGUCUAGGCUUCACAGACAGGAUGGUGGUGCUAACAGAAGCCAUGUUUGGAACAGACAGACAUCAACAGACAGAAAGAAAUGUCUGAACAGGUAUACAACUUCUCCCUCUGUUAGGAAAAAGACACAUGCAGGAGAAACAGUGACACAGGAUUUAUUUACUGUUAAUGGACACAAUGAGACAAGUGAGCAUCUGAAUUCUGGAGCUGUAAGUGGUAACAUGUUUGACAAGAGUAGCAAUACUUUACACUGUCAUCAGGACAUUACAACUCCUGACUGUGAAAGAGCAGUUAUGACAGAACUUGUUUGUUGUCCUGCGCUUGAGAAAUUAGACUCACCAGACAGUGAUAGGUUCAUCAACAAAUUGGACUACCUUCCUCAGGAUGUGGUUAAAGGACAAGGACCCGCUUCAUCGCCUACCAACAAAACUCAUACUGAAGCAGGAUAUACGCAAACUGGGGAAGAAGUGGCUAGAGACAAUUUGAUUGUCAAGGAACAUCUAAUAUAUGAUGACUUUGACUUUCUUUCUGAACAAGCUUCUCCAAGACUCUCUUCAUCAACUGUACUUCGACGACGUGGUCUUAAGCCUGCUGAUCGACAAACAUCAUUGAGCAAUCCUAUAAAGAGUCUGAGUAGGCGGAGAGAUGUUCAGUCUGAUGUUUCAAGCUCUAGAUUUCAUCCAUCUGCUGUGGCUGGGUUGCAGACAAGCUUGAACUUUUCUCAAUUGAAGUUGAGAAAGACUCGCAAACGAUCUGAUGGUUCUGCCAUGUGUGUGGCCGGUGGUGAAGAGGAGAAACUAAUGGAGAUGUCUCAGCCAGCUGUGACUCUGAUACAAGUGAAAGGUCGUCGACAUGUGCAAGUUUGUGUUGUUAAACCAUCCAAAGAAUCGCUUAGUUCUGAUGACUCAUAUUUGCUUACUACUCCGUCACAGCUGUGGAUAUGGAUUGGUAGUUCAUCAAAUGUCAUUGAGAAAGCUAGGGCUCAGGAUUUAGCAGACCGAAUAUUGAAAAGUCAUGAAUUAGGAUGCAAAGCAAAGUCAGUUCAGACGAUAGAAGAGAGGAGAAAUUAUGACAAUGGCAAUAGAAAAGCAAUGCUUGACUUGUUUUCAGAGAAUGGGUCUGAGCAAAAGAAAGGUGAAGAGAGACUAUGCGAUGAAGAAUAUGAAAGACAUUGCUGGAAGGAAACAGUUGUGUAUGAUGUUAAUGACAUUGAGCUAGUAGUGAACAAAGGUCUGAGUGGGAAACCACUUAAAUAUGGCAGACUAUGCAGUGACCAGGUUGCUGUUUAUGACUUUGGCUCUGAAGUGUAUGUGUGGAGUGGAAAACACACUUUCACGACUAAACGACAAGAGGCUAUUAAGUUAGCACAGGAGCUAUGCUCUUCUAACAGUAGAUUUCCCAGUUGGGGAAUUUUCUAUGCUGCCACAGAAGGUCAUGAACCAUUGCUGUUUCGUGAGAAGUUUUCUGACUGGCCCGAACCAGGUAGAAUAAUCAAGGCAAAAGGUCAUGCAAAUACUGGACAGACAAUGGAGUAUUCACCACCUGAGUUGUUUCCAAUUCCGGCAGAAAACUUUCUUUCUCCACAGCUUAGCAACCCUUCUUCAUGUAUAUUAGACAAUGUGAAUAUUGGAAGAGGAAAGGGUCAUGGAGAGUACCGUGUAGAAACUCAGAAUAUAACUGUCUGGCUUGUUCAGGAGACAAAAUACAUUGAGCUUCCUGUAUCUCAACAUGGGGAGUUCUGCUCACAUGAUGCGUAUGUCAUUAGAUGGGAAUAUCACUUGUUUCAUUCAUCUGACACUAAUCAGUCAAUGAAAGCUAGGAGUUGUGGGUCAGUUCGGUGUUGUUACUUUUUUUGGCAAGGGGAACACUGCUCUGUAACUGAGAAAACAGCAUCAGCUUUGUUGACAGUAGAGUUGGAUAAAGAGAGAGGUCCACAGAUAAGAGUUUUACAGCACAAGGAACCACCUGUUUUUUUGCAAUUGUUUGGUGGUAAUAUGGUUGUUUACAACGAAAGAUCAUUGUUUCAAAAACGUAGUGGACAACCAACAAUGUUUAUUAUUCGUAGUUGUGUUGAAAGUGAAUUGUAUAUACUUCAGCUUCCAAGUGCAAGUGGUAAAUGGUUACAGCAAACAUCUUCAUUCAUUGCUGUCUCACAAGAUCUAUGUGCUGUGUUUGUAUGGCACGGCAGUGAGUCUCCCGGCUUUGUGUGUCAAAGUGUAACUAAAUGUUCUGAGUUCUUGAGAAAAAGGUUGUCUGAGAGGUGGCAAUGUGAACUGAAGAUGAUUACUAUAGAAGAAGGUCAAGAGGAAGAGCAAUUUUGGGAUGUUGUGGGAGAUAGACAGUACCCUACUUCUUUACUAUUGGGAGCUCCUCUGCAUAGAAACAAUGAUCUUAGAUUGUUUGAAUUGAGCAGUGUCACUGGUCAAUUUGUAGCAACUGAAGUGUUGCAGUCGUACCGUAAAUUUGAUGUUUGUAAUCACUUUCCACUACUUCAGUAUGAUCUCUAUUCGAUUCCUCAACCUUCUCUCUUCAUGAUUUGCACAUCAAGUGCUGUUUUUGUGUGGAUGGGGAAAUUUAAUAGUGAAAUGAACAGUAGCCGGUGGCUGAAAGAAAGAAAACUAGCCAUGCAGACUGCCUUGAACUUUGCAACAUAUUGUGGUAUGAAAAGCUCUGCAUUUGUGGUUAAAGCAGGUUUUGAACCAGAAGUUUUUCGACAACUUUUUCCUUUCUGGGAGGACCAGUUGUCUAGUCAUGAAGUUAUGGAAACUCUUCAAACAGUUGAAGAAGAAAUGACAGAGUUGAGCAGACAAUAUACACUGGAGGAAUUGCAGACGAGACCACUUCCAGAGUCUGUGGAUUCCUGCAGGCUGGAGACGUAUCUUUCUGAUGAAGAUUUUGUUAUUGCCAUGGGGAUGAAUAGAAACAACUUUCUUAAGUUACCACAUUGGCGGCAAUUGGAAACGAAAAGAGCAGUAGGCCUUUUCUAGAGACAUGUGACAGAUUGUGUAGAUAUGAGUUUAGAUAUGCAAAUUUAUAAGAUAGACUAGUCUAAUUGUACUAGCUCAGUUAUUAACAAAAAAAAGACAGCUUUGCUGCACUGCUU
This is a messenger RNA of Corticium candelabrum, 4369 nucleotides long. Its product is annotated as supervillin-like. NCBI's taxonomy places the organism in Eukaryota, Metazoa, Porifera, Homoscleromorpha, Homosclerophorida, Plakinidae. Gene Ontology annotation, molecular function: phosphatidylinositol-4,5-bisphosphate binding; actin filament binding. The record is from RefSeq and is a predicted model, not a curated record. The transcript has 20 exons. Gene Ontology annotation, biological process: cytoskeleton organization; actin filament severing; barbed-end actin filament capping. Bases 552 to 4253 code for a protein of 1233 amino acids. Gene Ontology annotation, cellular component: actin cytoskeleton; cytoplasm.